GUAGGAUUUGAUAGAUCUUAGAUCUGGAAUCUGGAAUCUGGAUAGUGGAUGCCGCGGCUAUAAAAAUAUAAAGGCGCAUGAUAAUAUUUUAUAUUUUUAUCUCUCUUCCCGUCAACCACGAGAUAGUAUCUAUUCUGGAAUCUCGAUUAUUAUUGAUAACCGAAAAACGUAAUUCGUAAAUACGUAAUAUUAAUUGUAUAAUAGAUUAUAAAUUAUAAUUAAUAUUUUAAUUUAUAAUAUUAUCUACUAUUUUUUUAUACAAACGAGCUGCCCUCAACUUACAAGUUGAUCACGUUCCAUGUUUGGGAGUAGGCGAUCGUCAAUCGUCAUCAAUAAAUUUCAUACCUAUUGACGAUACUAAUGCGUUUUUCUCACGUAUAAAUUGAUUGGGAAAAUCAAAGCGGCCAGAGGGUCCUUUCAGGAUUCCGGUGGGUUUUAUAUUUCAUACGAAUAACUGUCGUUGGUUCGGUUUCUAUCGGACAUCAGACCAAUCACGGAGAAAAUAAAUACAAUUUAUUAUGUGGUAAUCUGAUUCUUCCAAAUGUCAUCUUUCCGGGCUCGAAAAAGUGGCAUUCACACUUUGAAUAGUUCUAUAAGCUCACCUUCCAUUUUAAAAAAAUGUGGGCAGCAAUCAUUAAAUAAUGUGCCUGGUCGAAAAGUGUGUUUUGAUUUAUUCAAUAAUUUGAAAUUAUUACUCAUCAAUUAUGACAGCAGUAAUAAAGAUGAUCAAAUAGAGUAUAACAAUCUAAUUUGUGACAUUAGAGAUUUGGCUACAGAAAUUAAUGAUAAUGAACUCAUCAAGUUAUUGAAAGAUGCCAGAAAUUGUGUGAAUAUUCUAAAUGAAAAUCUUACACUUUUUGUAAAAGUUAUAUUGAUUUUAAAAUGGAUGAACAGAAGUGAUGAUGUAGUCAAGGAAUAUCAAUUAUUUUUACUCAAUGUUUGUACUGCAUACAGCUAUCAUACACAAUUCGCAAUAGAACAACUCGUGGCAUGUUUUUCUCAUGUGGACAGUACUGUUUAUGAUCGUGUCAAUGGUAUGCCAUCUCAAGAAGAAGAAAGAGGAUUUAAAAAUGUCCAUGUGACUCUUGAAGCUCUCUUGAAAGUCAUUCCACUAGCGAAAGAUUUAUUAAUAUCAGCUCUUAAAAAAAAGUUCCCAUACAAGACAAAUAUUUCUUACUCCCAUCUUCAUUACAUACACAAUUUACUUUACAUUUCUGAGUAUGAACCAUCCUUAAGAAAAAAUAUUCUCUGUCUCAUUAUAAACAAAUUAGUAGAAAUUGAUGUUCAUAUACCCAAAGACGCACUAGACCGAUUGGAAUCAAAUAUUAAUAAUGAAAUUGAAGACAUAUUUCCAAUGGAUGUAGAUGAUGGGGGCUGCAUGAAAGUUUGUCCUAAUAAAAUUGAAGAGGAAAAUUUUUCAGAUACAUUGGAUAUUUGUCUCAAAAGAUUAUUUAAUUAUAUGAAAACUACUUGUCAUAGUUCUGAUGGUAUUUUAUUAUGGGACAAUACUAAAUCAUUAUAUCAUGAUUUGUUAUCAAUAUUUGAAAGUGAAAUUCUUCCAACAUACAACAGUAGUCAUAUUCAAUAUGUAAUUUACUAUUUUCUUAGUUUUAAAACUACUCUAGCAGAAAAUUUUAGUAAUUGGUUGUUAAAAAAAUGUUGUGAUGUAUCAUCUUCAUCUACUCUGCGACAAGCAGCAGCUGGUUAUUUAGCUAGUUUUCUUUGCAGGGCACCAUUUAUUACAAAUAACAUGCUGAAGAAUACUCUUUUUGAAAUGUCUGUGUGGUGUAAUAAAUAUAUUAAUAGUGUAGAUAAAUCUGUUAAAGUAGUAGAUGAAGAGUUAUUAAGAUGGCAUUCUGUAUUUUAUUCAAUGUGUCAAGCAUUAUUUUAUAUAAUUUCUUUCAGACAUCAAGAUCUAAUGGAUAAUAAACGAAAUCUUAGAUUUAUGGAAAAUUUAAAUUUGUCUAAUAUAGUUACAUGUAGAUUAAGUCCACUGCGUCUAUGUUGUUCAAAAGUAGUCGAUCGUUUUGCACUUAUUACAAAAACAUAUCAAUUGACUUAUUGCUAUGUGGUAAUGGAUGGUCACAUAAGAGUCACUGAUCAAUCGAUCAAGGAUGAAUGGUUAUACUCUUACUUUCCAUUUGAUCCAUAUGUUCUUCCUCGAUCAAAGAAUAUGAUUAUACCAGAUUUAUACAGAGACAUCGAUAGUAUAAAAAGUUCUAAAGGAGGAGAUAUGUAUAUCGACAAAAUCCCUUCAUCGCUUCCAGAUAACAUGGAUAUUAGUCCGAGUAUGGUAUUAUCUCCUUCACCUGCCAAAACGGAUUGGUUAGGACAGUUUGCUUAUGGAAAUAACACACAUACAUUGUUUUGAUGAUAUAUACUAUUGUUCAAAAGAAUAAUUUAUUUUGUUAUUAUCUCAGUAAUAUAAUAUAUGUAAUAUGUAUAUUAUUUUUUUUAUGUAUGUGUCAAAAGUACAUAGUGCCUUUAUAAGGAAA
This is a messenger RNA of Acyrthosiphon pisum (pea aphid), 2495 nucleotides long. RefSeq names its product RNA polymerase I-specific transcription initiation factor RRN3. Gene Ontology annotation, molecular function: RNA polymerase I general transcription initiation factor activity; RNA polymerase I core binding. Bases 542 to 2371 code for a protein of 609 amino acids. The record is from RefSeq and is a predicted model, not a curated record. Gene Ontology annotation, cellular component: nucleus. The transcript has 11 exons. Gene Ontology annotation, biological process: transcription initiation at RNA polymerase I promoter. Lineage: Eukaryota; Metazoa; Arthropoda; Insecta; Hemiptera; Aphididae.